AUGAGAGAGUGUUUCCUAUUAUUGCUUGCGAUCAGUGGUGGUGUUGCUCUACAUGUGGAUUUGCCACAUCCAUAUGAGGACUACUGUAUUCUCCAGAACAAAACUAACCGUUACAAUGCAGCUAACCAAUUCCAAUUUCCUUGGUUCAAUCUUGACUUGGAUGCACCCCCCAGCGAACGAUGGGUUGAGAUUUCUAAGCAUUAUGAGAAACAAAUUGGUGAACUCAUUGGAGUUCUUAUCAAUCUAAUCACUCCAAUUUUCCCUGAUGCUCUCGAUAUUGUUGAUUUGCUAGGAGCCGAUCUUAUUCAUGGAAUUCCUCAGCCUUACCGUGAUGAGAUUAAAUCGAUUGCUACCACAACUAAAGUUCCAUUGGGACAAAUUGUAGUGUACAACAUCUUCUACGAAAUUUUCACUGCGUGUACGUCAAUCGUUGCUCAAGAUGAGCGUGGAAACCUCUAUCAUGCCCGAAACCUUGAUUUUGGUUUGUUCAUGGGAUGGGACCCAAUAAUCCAUGAAUGGCCUAUCACUCAGAAAUUGAGAAACAUGAUCAUUAACGUCAAUUGGAUCAAGAACGGACAAAUCCUUUUCAAAACCAACAACUUUGCGGGAUAUGUUGGUGUAUACAACGGUCUGAAACCCAAAAAGUUCACCAUCACUGCUAACGACAGAUUCCUUAAGGAAGGAGGAUAUGUUGGACUCUACCGAUUCUUUACUGGCCACUAUGGUGAGGGUAAGUUCAUGUCCUGGCUGAGCAGAGAAGCUCUCGAAAACUGCAAUAGUUAUGCUGAAGCUAAAGAAUUCCUCCAGACUACUGCCCUACUUGCUCCAGUUUACUACAUUCUAGGGGGUGCCAAGCCUUAUGAAGGUGCUAUCAUAGCUCGUAGUUUGAAUGGCACAGACCUCAUUACCAGUAUGGAUAAGACAAAUUCCGUAUCAGGAUGGUAUUUACUUGAAACCAACUACGAUCGUAACCAAAUUCCUCUCUACUUGGAUGACCGCCGAACUCCUGGAGAUCAUUGUAUGCAAGUAAUGACACAGAAAAAUGCUGGAUUCCAGGGUAUUUACAACGUUCUCUCUUCCCGUUCUAACCUGAACAAACUCACCGCCUAUACUGUGUUGAUGGAAGUUAACACAGGAAAGUUUGAGACACAUCCUCAAACCUGCCCAGGUGAUUGCUGGCCCUGGUAA
Molecule: messenger RNA, 1188 nt
Organism: Auanema sp. JU1783
Lineage: Eukaryota; Metazoa; Nematoda; Chromadorea; Rhabditida; Rhabditidae
Source: the annotation of a GenBank genome assembly